AUGGCAACAACUUCGUUACAUCUUCAAUGCUACGGCGUAAACGCGAAACCGAAUCUUCCACCACUGACGCUAGCGCAGAGAACGAACCUUUUCAUCAACAAUCACGAAACGGCGUCGUCGUUGAAGGUCACGUGCAAGUCUUCCAGUGAUGUGUUGGAGAAGCACGUGACCGAGAAUGGGAGGAACGUGACGAGUGAAGAUGAGAACAGAAAGAGUUACACUUGUGUGAUGAAAUUCGGUGGCUCUUCAGUUGCUUCCGCUGAGAGGAUCAUGGAAGUUGCUACUCUUGUUACGAGUUUUCCUCAAGAGAUUCCUAUUGUUGUUCUUUCUGCUAUGGGAAAAACCACUAACAAGCUUUUGCUGGCUGGAGAAAAAGCUGUGAGUUGUGGUGUUACUAAUGUCUCUUGUAUUGAAGAGCUUAGCUUUAUAAAAGAUCUGCAUCUCAGGACUGUGGAUCAGCUUGGAGUGGACAGAUCUGUUAUUGAGAAGCACCUUGAAGAAUUGGAGCUACUUUUGAAUGGGAUAGCAAUGAUGAAAGAGCUAACUAAACGGACGCAAGACUAUUUAGUUUCUUUUGGAGAAUGCAUGUCUACUAGGAUCUUUGCUGCAUAUCUUAAUAAAUUGGAUGUCAAGGCCCGCCAAUACGACGCAUUCGAGAUUGGUUUUAUAACAACGGAUGACUUCACAAAUGCGGAUAUUUUAGAAGCAACUUAUCCAGCUGUUGCAAAGAGGUUGCAUGGCGACUGGCUCUCUGAUCCUGCAAUUGCAAUUGUUACUGGCUUCCUCGGAAAGGCCCGAAAAUCAUGUGCAGUGACAACACUAGGUAGAGGUGGAAGUGAUUUGACAGCUACAACAAUUGGGAAAGCGCUAGGGUUACCUGAGAUCCAGGUAUGGAAGGAUGUUGAUGGUGUCUUAACCUGUGAUCCAAAUAUAUACCCGAAAGCAGAACCUGUCCCCUUUUUGACCUUUGACGAGGCUGCUGAGCUAGCUUACUUUGGUGCUCAGGUUCUGCAUCCGCAAUCUAUGAGACCUGCUAGAGAAGGUGAUAUUCCAGUUAGGGUUAAAAAUUCCUACAACCCUAAAGCUCCGGGUACUCUCAUCACCAAGGAAAGGGAUAUGAGCAAGGCAAUACUAACAAGCAUUGUUUUGAAACGUAAUGUGACCAUGUUGGAUAUAGUGAGCACUCGUAUGCUUGGUCAGUAUGGUUUCCUUGCUAAGGUAUUUUCAAUCUUUGAAGAUUUAGGCAUAUCAGUUGAUGUUGUUGCUACAAGCGAAGUCAGUGUUUCCUUGACUUUGGAUCCAUCAAAGCUAUGGAGCAGAGAACUAAUACAGCAGGCAAGUCAGGAACUUGACCAUGUUGUUGAAGAACUAGAGAAAAUUGCUGUGGUGAAUCUUCUACAAAAUAGAUCCAUUAUCUCUCUCAUCGGAAACGUUCAGCAAUCAUCGUUAAUUUUGGAGAAGGCAUUUUGUGUUCUGCGGAGACUUGGUGUUACUGUUCAAAUGAUCUCUCAGGGUGCAUCUAAGGUGAACAUCUCAUUGGUUGUAAAUGACAGUGAAGCAGAUGAGUGUGUAAGAACUCUUCAUGAAGCUUUCUUCGAAACCGAGUUAGAGUUACAGAAAGAUUACACAAAUGGAAAUGGUUCUGUUGCUAAAUCAUCUUAG
Molecule: messenger RNA, 1662 nt
Organism: Vicia faba (fava bean)
Lineage: Eukaryota; Viridiplantae; Streptophyta; Magnoliopsida; Fabales; Fabaceae
Source: the annotation of a GenBank genome assembly